Messenger RNA from Anoplophora glabripennis (Asian longhorned beetle), 904 nucleotides. Its product is annotated as homeobox protein ceh-12-like. Bases 1 to 861 code for a protein of 286 amino acids. Gene Ontology annotation, molecular function: DNA binding; DNA-binding transcription factor activity, RNA polymerase II-specific. The record is from RefSeq and is a predicted model, not a curated record. Gene Ontology annotation, biological process: neuron differentiation; regulation of DNA-templated transcription; central nervous system development. The transcript is spliced from 4 exons. NCBI's taxonomy places the organism in Eukaryota, Metazoa, Arthropoda, Insecta, Coleoptera, Cerambycidae.
AUGGCGGAGGAAGUCAAUAACAGUAACGGUUCUGUGUCCGAUAUUUGUGAUAAAGUUAACGCCAAGUGUUCUCAGAACUCUACGAAGUUUUCUAUCGAUUCUUUGUUGUCUUCCGAUGUGCAGAAACAAGGUUUUGACAGUGCGAAUCAUCCACUUUCCCCUGAAAACUAUUUUAAGGGUGAUGCAAGUCAAAGUAAUUGUUUUCAGUUUGAUAGAAAUAAGUGCAGUGCUAAUGUUUCGGCAGAUGGUAAUGUUAACGACAAUUUGAAAAGGGAAAACGAAGUGGUUUCUACGACGGAUGACUUCUACCACAGAGACUUUUCAGAAGAUUUUUCAUAUUCGAGCAAAUCCGACGAUGAAAGGAAAAAACGACCUCGGACCGCUUUCACGGCAUCGCAAAUAAAGUCCUUAGAAGCAGAAUUUGAAAGAAACAAAUACUUAUCGGUGGCGAAACGAUGUCAGCUGUCAAAAACUUUGAAACUGACUGAAACUCAGAUAAAAAUAUGGUUUCAAAAUAGGAGGACCAAAUGGAAAAGGAAAUACACGAACGAUAUUGAAAUAUUAGCUCAACAAUAUUAUAGUUCCAUGGGUAUUUUAACGCCUAGGCCCAUAUUCUUAGGGGACAGAUUGUGGUUUUUCAACUAUCCCGGUCAGCCAGGUCUCUCAAGUACAGCCCCUUUAGUACCGCCGAAUAUGUUACCCCUACCCCCCAAUUCGCCACUAGUCCCCCAAAUGCCGGUUGGUAGCCACACGAGGCCGUGUAUGCAGAACUACGUAGAUUAUCCGCAUCAGGAACAACCUAACGAAACUCCCCCAAUACUGCAACUGCAGAACUUCGGCAGACAUCUCGGGAAUCCUUAAGAUUGUGAAAGUAAACUUUAUUUAUACUAAUUUAGGAUAUAUU